AUGGAAAACGACUUGAAGGAAGAACUGAUUAGAAGAAUGAGAACCGCAUGGGCAGCAUUCGUAGCCGUCAGGGAAGCUACAGACCAGCUGACGGACAAAGAUCUUCGUGCCCAUGUGUUCGACUCGACAGUUCCUCCAGCGCUCUGUUACGUAGCGAAGACGUGGGCAGACACCACUGCCACGUCUAGGAAACUAUUUACUACCCACAGAGACCCCCUUGAGAGAUGCAUUCUAAAGUUUAACCGGCGCACACAACACCUAGUCGGUCUUCGCAGCUCCGACUUAAGAGGAAUGUUCUGUCUUCGCGUCCCAGCGGGAUGUGUAUCGAAAGCAAAAAAUAAAUGGGCCGGUCACAUCAUGAUAAGAAUCGACGAUAGAUGA
Necator americanus (New World hookworm) is the source of this 381-nucleotide messenger RNA. RefSeq lists its product as uncharacterized. The transcript has a single exon. The record is from RefSeq and is a predicted model, not a curated record. The coding region runs from base 1 to 381 and encodes 126 amino acids. NCBI's taxonomy places the organism in Eukaryota, Metazoa, Nematoda, Chromadorea, Rhabditida, Ancylostomatidae.